AAAUUAAUCUUCUUCUAUCGGUUAAUCGCAGUUGUAUUGCUGAUAAACAACCAGAAUGUUGUGUUUAACUUUUAUUUUUUUAAUUUGUCUUGUUUCAGCUGAAGUCCCAUCAUAUAUACCAGUAUGUGGUCGAAGAAAUCCAAAUUUGAACGAAUGUAUAAAAAACAGCGUGGAAAAAUUGCGCCCGAAACUCCGCGCAGGAAUUCCUGAGUUUGAUGUUCCGCCAAUUGAUCCUCUAAUUAUAAACGAAAGACUUGUAGUCGCGGAUACUACUGACUUUAAAGCUGGAGCAACAAAUGUUAAACUCUACGAUGCGGGAGAUUUUGAAAUAAGGAGCUUGAAUGUUGACUUUAAAAAUCAAAAAGUUGACAUCAAUCUUUUCUUUAAAAGAAUGAGGUCAACAGGCGACUAUGAUGUCAAAGCUAAAAUUAUUGUUCCAAUCGAAGCGACUGGGCCCGUUGAAAACGACAGUAAUAACAUUGAAUCAAACUCUACAGUGAUGUACAAAUUAGUGAAAACCAAGAAAGGUCAACAGGUCUUCUUCACCAGUGCUAUCACUAAGCUCAAAAUAGGAGACUAUAAGACCAAGUUUGUUGGGAACUCCGAAACAACCACCGCUUUAUCCGACGCAAUUAACUCGGUAGUCAAUGGGAACAAAGGGGAAAUAAUUGCUGCUAUUACUCCUCAUAUUGAAAGAUCAAUGUCCAGGAAGCAACUUGAAAUAGCUAAUCAAAUUUGCAAACACUUUACUUUCGAAGAGUUAUUCCCCGAUCGAGAAUGAACUAUAUUAUUAUGAAGUGAAAAUCGUUCGGAAAAUUUUAAUUAUACUUAUUUAAAUCGCUUGCUUAAAGGUGAAAGGGCUUAUAGCUAAGAGUUAAUAGGGAUUUAUGCUGAGAGGGCGUAUAAAAAAAUUUUUUUUUGCCAUUCUGUUGGAAAUUGACUGAAACGUAAAAAUCUGUAAAAAAAAAAAGUUGGUAUCUCUAGACAUACUCUCUUUCAGCUUUAAGAAAAGUACUACUUAAAGGUAAAAGGGUGAGUAAAAAAAAAUUGUAGUUUUGAUACCAAAUGUUAAAUAAUAGUUUCACAAGACAAAUUAUACUUAAAUAACAGCCUCAUAUACAAAGUUUGGCAUAAACAAAUAGAAAAUAAAUCAAUCAAAAACAAAUUACGUAAAAAUUAAGUAAUAAAAAAAAUCACAAUGACAGAUAACAUUGAAAUAUUUUGAAAUUUCCCGCUUUAAUCGCCCUAUUGAAUAUAAUUACUGGCGCCGUUCUCACAACAGCUGUUUCAUCAUGAUCAACAAUCCAGAAUCCAAAUUUUAUAAUAACUAUUUCUUAAAAUAAAAAGCGAGAAAAUAA
Messenger RNA from Cotesia glomerata, 1358 nucleotides. RefSeq lists its product as uncharacterized. Bases 56 to 781 code for a protein of 241 amino acids. The transcript has 3 exons. The record is from RefSeq and is a predicted model, not a curated record. NCBI's taxonomy places the organism in Eukaryota, Metazoa, Arthropoda, Insecta, Hymenoptera, Braconidae.